UCACCCCUGCGCGUGCGUCGAGCGUCCGAACAGAAGGACCAAAACGUGUGUAAACAAAGCUCAACGUCACUCGUAUUUAACCCUGGAAAAUCCUGUUUAGUGUGACGAUACAUCAAAAUGCAUGCCAUUGAAGGAUCUGGGAAUGUCCCAGCGUUUUUGACAAAGCUCUGGAGACUUGUAGACGACGUGAAAACCAACGAUUUGAUAUGUUGGACACAGAAUGGACGAAGCUUCAUCAUUCGAAAUCAGGCCAGGUUUUCCCGUGAUCUUCUACCACAAUACUACAAGCACAACAACAUGGCAAGCUUUGUGAGACAACUGAACAUGUAUGGGUUUCACAAGGUGGUCUCGGCAGACUCUGGAGGCCUGAGAUUGGAGAGAGAUGAGAUGGAAUUUGCCCACCCACACUUUUUACGUGGCCAAGAAGCCCUCAUUGAGAACAUUAAGAGAAAGCAACAGCGCAGACUUGCAAGCGAUGGGGUCGAAUUUUCCCAGAUACCAACAAGCCGCACAGUGAUCUUGGAGGAAAACAAGAGUGUCAGCAAGCUGCUGAGUGAUGUGAGGGAUAUGAAGCGCGACCAAGAUUCUAUGAGUACAAAACUGUUAGGCCUUAAACGGGAAAAUGAAGCCCUGUGGAGAGAGUAUGCAAGUAUGAGACAAAAGUUUUCCAAGCAGCAGCAGAUCAUAGAGAAGCUCAUUCACUUCCUCAUUGCCAUGGUCAAAUCACCCUCAAAAACACUAGCACCCAAGAGAAAAUUUGGUCACCUUGCAUUAGAAGGUGGUGAAGAUGCUACAUCAGCCACAGCCAAGUUGAACAACCUCACCCAGUUUACCCAAGGAGCUGCAAUGGAUGUGGUUAGUGGAAGCACCAGUGGAAUAGGUGGUGCUCAGAUCCAUGAAGUUACAGAUGUGAUUGAUUCAGAAGACCCAGAGAUGAUUACCAACAUCUUCACUGUGUCUGAAGAAAACGAGUCAGGAGUCGAGCAAGUGCCGUUACUACAGACCACUACCUCGAGAGUGCCAGAGGAUUUGGCUGAAACCUUCGAAGAAAUCUGUGAAGACCCUCUAGAACCUGAAACAAUACUAAUGCUAAAGUCUGAUGCACUCCCAGUUUCAACGUCCACAGCAGUUCCAACUGUGGUGAGUCCUGGGGGAACCACCAUAACAGAAGCAAACACAGAAUUCCCUGAACUAAAUCUGGAUGAAGCACCACUCAGCCCAGAACUCCUAGAAACUGUUGACCCAAGUGCUGUAACCCAGUCAUUCAAAUAUGCCUCAAGCAAUUCAGCUGUCAGUUCCAGUGGCAGCAAUGGUGUGAUAGCCAAUCCUGGCACAAGCAGCAGAACUCAGGCCCCAUCCACAAGUACCCAGAUAGCUGUAACACAGAAGGGCAAAAAUAAGUCCAUGAAGAGACAGAAAACUCCUCCAAAGACCAAGCCUACCUUGAGUGUUGCAGUCCCAGAAAAGUCCUUGCAGAAGAAUGCAAAAGGAUCAACAAGUGGAGGACAGGAACUGCAGAACCAUGUUGAUGAUAUGCAGACCACCAUUGACUCACUGCAGGAUCUUCUUUCAUCAGGAACAUUCAAUGUUGAUCCAUCCAUGCUUCUUACGCAGGAUAUCUUCACUUCAGGGACUUGUAAUCUAGAUCCACUCACAGCUCUCACAAUGUUCAACACAGAUGAUAAUUACAUCCCAGAGCUGGAUGCAAUGGCUACAGCAAGUGGAACUGAGGUGUCUGUAUAUAAUCCUAGUCUGUUUGACCUGGCAAGUGAUAUCGAGGAAGACCCUCUCAGUUUCCUGAAUACCCCAUUGCCCACCAGCUCCACCUCCACAUCAGAGGUACCACCAGUGGCUUCGUCUAGUGCCAGUGCUGUCAAGCCUUCAACCAAAAGUGGCCCAACACCAGCAAAACAUCUUAGACUGAGCAUAAAAAAAGAGCUGGAUGACUAUGAUGAAUUAAAUACCCCACAGAUUAGCCCAUCCAACUCCACCAAGCCUGUAUUUAGAGGGAAGAAACGAGGUAAUUGAAUUACUUAGAAGUGAAUGCUUGGCUUGAAACAUGCCAGAUUCCUAUGUUUUCAAUAUAAUUUGCUUUCGAGGCCAUGUGUCAUGAUUUUUGAAGAAACUGACAUAUCUCAGUUUUUACAGACUUUCUUUAAAGGACCAGGAUUUUAGUUCAUGAUAGCAUUUAGUUUUCUUUUUUUUUUUCUUGGAAUUGUGAUACAAAUACAUAAGUGAUACCUAUUUAAAGUUUUUCUUUUCUUUUCGUUUUCUUUUUCUCUCUGUGAAGAUGAUUUCACAUAAAAGUGCAAAUGUAGAGAAAAGUAUGAAAAGAAAAAAGGAAUCACAGAUAUAUAUAUUUCCUCAAAAAAUUUAGUUUAGAAUUAUCUGUAGGUAGAGCUUAUUGAGUGACAUAUUCAGUCUAUAUAGGUAAUAAGCAUUUCCCUAGAGGUAUAUCUAGCUCUGUCAUACAGCUUCUAGAUUUUGGAAAAAUUGACUUGAGUAUGAAAAUGUGGGUCACUUGUAGCACAUAAGUACCUUUCUUUUUGGAUUGUAAUCUACUGAUGUGUUUAUAUAUAUAUAUAUAUAUAUAUAUAUAUAUAUAUAUAUAUAUAUAUAUAGAUAUAUAGAUAUAUAGAUAUAUAGAUAUAUAUAUAGAUAUAUAUACACACAUAAAUGAAUUGGUAUGAUUAUAAAGAGAAAGCUAUGAUCAUCUUCUUGGUUUAACAUUUUAUGGCAGUGCUAUAUUCAAAAGCUUUCAUUAUUAGUUAUUUUAUGAAAAGAUAAGCAUUUAAAAAACUGGGGUUUCAAAAUUUUGUGACUGUAAAGGUUUAUACCCUUGUUAAUAUCUUUGCAUGCUAAAGGGCUCUUAUACACCUAUAUGAUGCAUACAUGAUAGAUAAGUGCACAUACACAUGUAUGGUUUAUGUGAUAUACACAGAUAUGUGUAAAUUAAUAUUUGUACAAGAUUGUACAUAAAUAUAUUGAUCUCUGAGGCUUCUCCUUCUCUCUCUCUCUCUGUCUCUUUUUCUGUUUAAUCCCUCGGUGACAGUAUUAGAAAUCUCUCGGUGUCAUAGACUCUGGUGAUUUCUGGCAAAUGUCCAGCUGUUGGGAGUGGGAGUCCGCUACAUGUAGCGGAACUUCCCACUUGACGUGCUCUAGCGCAUCACCACACGUAUAGCCAUACCCAGCAGAUCAUGUGGUUUGCUAUGAUGGCUAUACAUGUGACCCAGCAGUAAUGGGUUAAUCACCUAUCUAUCUCUUUCUUUUCUCUCUCUAUAUCCAUUUUGUUGUGUCUCUUUCUUUUUUUUUUUUUCUCUGUCUUUCUUUCUUUCUCAUUCUCCCACCUUCCUUCCCUCUCCCUUUC
Molecule: messenger RNA, 3367 nt
Organism: Penaeus chinensis
Lineage: Eukaryota; Metazoa; Arthropoda; Malacostraca; Decapoda; Penaeidae
Gene: Hsf
Product: heat shock factor protein-like
Exons: 14
Coding region: 118-2028 (636 amino acids)
Biological process (GO): regulation of DNA-templated transcription
Molecular function (GO): DNA-binding transcription factor activity; sequence-specific DNA binding
Source: RefSeq, a predicted model, not a curated record